AUGGAGAUGGAGGCUCAGGAGGGGCAUCAGCCUACAGGUGCUGUGAAAGCAAUUCCUACAAAUGCUUUAAUGGAAAAGUUGCGUCUAAAAUAUGAACAAAAACCAUGGGCUGAAACUCUGAAACUUGUCCAUUUUUGCAUGGAUAAACCACCGCGACGACCUGUCAGUAACCCUGCRGAUGGUCCACUGCUCUCUUGUAUGGAGAAGAUACGGAGGACACUGAACGCUAAAUCUUUGUUUUCUGUGAUGAGCAGAUUGGAAUCUUUAUCCAAACAAAAAGGGCUGAACUCUCACGUGAGCCCUAGUGGAACUGCCUGCUACAUAACAUCAGACAUGUUUUAUAUAGAAGUCCAGCUAGAGAAGGAUGGGAAGGUGAUGGAUGUAAAGCUGGCUCACCUUGGAGAGGCUCCUGUGGAUGAAGGACUAUAAUGCCUUUGGAAAGAUUCUAGAAGACCUGUCGAAUAUAUAUCAGAUUC
Molecule: messenger RNA, 476 nt
Organism: Nothoprocta perdicaria
Lineage: Eukaryota; Metazoa; Chordata; Aves; Tinamiformes; Tinamidae
Product: mediator of RNA polymerase II transcription subunit 1-like
Exons: 6
Coding region: 1-429 (142 amino acids)
Biological process (GO): regulation of transcription by RNA polymerase II; cellular response to thyroid hormone stimulus
Cellular component (GO): mediator complex
Molecular function (GO): transcription coregulator activity; nuclear retinoic acid receptor binding; nuclear thyroid hormone receptor binding
Source: RefSeq, a predicted model, not a curated record